Tarenaya hassleriana is the source of this 2546-nucleotide messenger RNA. Its product is annotated as cullin-4-like. Gene Ontology annotation, cellular component: cullin-RING ubiquitin ligase complex. Gene Ontology annotation, biological process: protein ubiquitination; ubiquitin-dependent protein catabolic process. The record is from RefSeq and is a predicted model, not a curated record. Gene Ontology annotation, molecular function: ubiquitin protein ligase binding. NCBI's taxonomy places the organism in Eukaryota, Viridiplantae, Streptophyta, Magnoliopsida, Brassicales, Cleomaceae.
AUGUCUCUUCCCACCAAACGCUCUACUUGCUCCACUGCUUCUGCCUCCGCUGCUGCCGCCGCCGGUUCCUCCGCCUCUCCCCCGCCGAUGAAGAAGGCCAAGAACGGUCUCCACCACCACGACAAGGAAGUCUUCCCCAUGGACGAAGAUCCCGCUCCCGCCGCCUCCGCCGCGGCCAAUCUAUCCCGCAAGAAGUCCACUCCGCCGCAGCCGGCUAAGAAGCUCGUCAUCAAGCUCAACAAAGCUAAACCAAUACUACCCACAAACUUUGAGGAGACUACAUGGGCAAAGCUGCAAUCAGCUAUCAGAGCUAUAUUCAAGAAGGAAGCAGUGUCUUUUGACCUUGAAGGGCUUUACCAGGCUGUUGAUAACCUUUGCCUACAUAAGAUGGAAGGAAAACUUUACCAACAGAUAGAGAAGGAGUGUGAAGACCACAUUUCUGCCGCUUUACUGUCUUUAGUUGGGAAAAGCACCGACCUGUCUGGUUUCUUGUCAGUCGUCAAGAAUUGUUGGUUAGACUUUUCAGACCAGAUGCUAAUGAUCCGUAGUAUAGCUUUGUCACUGGACAGAAAAUAUGUAAUACAAAACCCCAAUGUACGUUCGUUGUGGGAAAUGGGUCUGCAGCUUUUCCGGAAACAUCUCUCCCUGGCCUCUGAAGUUGAACAGCGGAUUGUUAAUGGUCUUUUAAGAAUGAUUGAAAAUGAAAGAUUAGGUGAAGCUGUUGAUAGGACUCUGUUAAGCAAACUUCUAAAGAUGUUUACCUCGCUUGGAAUAUAUGUGGAAAGCUUUGAGAAACCUUUCCUUGAAUGCACUUCUGAAUUUUAUGCUGCCGAAGGAAUGAAAUACACUCAGCAGUCUGACGUCCCUGAGUACUUGAAGCAUGUUGAGGGAAGGUUGCAUGAGGAGAAUGAAAGAUGCAUACUAUACUUGGAUGCAGGUACCAAGAAAACACUGAUAGCAACUACGGAGAGGCAACUUCUUGAGCGUCACAUAUCUGCUAUUCUUGAUAAGGGGUUUACAGCACUGAUGGAUGGACGUCGUACAGAAGAUCUACAGAGGAUGUACAUACUGUUCUCUAGGGUGAACACACUCGAAUCUUUAAGACAGGCACUAAGCUCCUACAUUCGAAAAACUGGGCAGAGGAUCGUCAUGGAUGAAGAGAAAGAUAAGGAUAUGGUACCAACAUUGUUGGAGUUAAAGGCUUCUCUUGACGCAAUAUGGGAAGAGAGCUUUUCCAAGAAUGAAUCAUUUGGCAAUACCAUUAAAGACUCAUUUGAGCAUCUGAUUAACCUACGCCAGAAUCGGCCUGCUGAGCUUAUUGCCAAGUUUUUGGAUGAGAAGCUUCGUGCUGGGAAUAAGGGUACUUCCGAAGAAGAAUUGGAGAAUACGCUGGAAAAAGUCUUGGUUUUGUUCAGAUUUAUCCAGGGUAAAGAUGUGUUUGAAGCAUUCUACAAAAAAGAUCUUGCAAAAGGAAAGAGUGCUUCAAUUGAUGCUGAGAAAUCCAUGAUCUCUAAGCUUAAGACUGAGUGUGGAAGCCAGUUUACAAACAAGCUCGAAGGCAUGUUCAAGGAUAUUGAACUGUCAAAAGAAAUAAAUGAGUCAUUCAAAACAUCACAACAAGCCAGGUCAAAACUGCCAUCAGGAAUUGAGAUGAGUGUUCACGUCUUAACGACAGGGUAUUGGCCUACAUAUCCACCUAUGGAUGUUAAGCUUCCUCAUGAACUAAUUGUCUACCAGGACAUCUUCAAAGAGUUCUAUUUGAGCAAGUACAGCGGCAGGAGAUUAAUGUGGCAAAACUCAUUAGGUCACUGUGUACUAAAGGCAGAUUUCCCUAAAGGUAAAAAGGAGCUUGCGGUUUCACUGUUUCAGGCUGUUGUCUUGAUGUUGUUUAACGAUGCACACAAACUUAGCUUUCAAGACAUUAAAGAUUCAACAAGCAUAGAGGACAAGGAACUGAGAAGGACGUUGCAAUCACUUGCAUGUGGGAAAGUUCGUGUCCUGUCGAAGGUUCCAAAAGGAAGAGACGUAGAGGAUGGUGAUGAAUUUGUUUUCAAUGAUGGAUUUACAGCCCCUCUGUUUCGAAUUAAGGUGAAUGCCAUCCAGAUGAAAGAGACUGUAGAGGAGAACACGAGUACCACGGAAAGAGUAUUCCAGGACCGGCAAUACCAGAUCGAUGCGGCCAUUGUGCGGAUAAUGAAGACGAGGAAGGUGUUGAGCCAUACUCUUCUAAUCACAGAGCUCUUCCAACAGCUGAAGUUCCCAAUAAAGCCGGCAGAUCUGAAGAAGAGGAUAGAGAGCCUCAUCGACAGGGAGUACCUGGAAAGGGACAAGACCAACCCUCAGAUUUACAAUUACCUCGCUUAGAUCUCUCUCUCUCUCUCUCUCUCUCUCUCUCUCUCUGUAUAUUGAACUGACAAUGGAGAAGAAUUUCUCUUCUCAUAUCUUGAAAAAAAAGAGAAAAAUGGAAUGGCAAAGAUCCUUUGGCCUGAUUAAUGUACAGCUGAGCUCUCCACUUGUUCUUCUUUCAAACACAUUGUUCCCUGUUU